Molecule: messenger RNA, 1193 nt
Organism: Balearica regulorum gibbericeps (East African grey crowned-crane)
Lineage: Eukaryota; Metazoa; Chordata; Aves; Gruiformes; Gruidae
Source: RefSeq, a predicted model, not a curated record
AAAGUGCCCAGAAAUGAAGAAUUCCAGGAAGACUACGCUGCGGGGAAUCACUGGACUUCUCAGAUACUGUCUGUUUCAGGUUGCAAGUGGACAGAGUGUGGUACAGGCCCUGCCUUUGAGCCGGAGGAGGUCAGUCAUCUGAUUACUUGGCAAGAUGGCCGCUGCAGUCCCGCCUUCCUCUCUUCUCUUCCUCUGCCUCAGUCACAUAUCAGCUUGGCUACAGGAUUUGGGUGUGCCACAGUCUACUGGUAUUUAAAAAAGAGUCCAGAUUUUCUGAAGUCUUAUGAUGCAGCUGGCACUAUCCAUGACUAUGUGGUUGCCAUGUUGUGUGAUCUGAAGAAGCCACUCAUGUCCAUCCAGAAUGCUGCCAGCUGGGGAUAUUUUGAUUCCAGAAACAAAAGCUGGAAUACUGACAUAUUGAAAAAAUCUGGCUUUCCCGUUCACUUGCUUCCAGAGGUGGGAGACCCUGACAGUAUUGCAGGCAGGACAAUCUGUGCCUGGCAUGGAAUACCCAAAGGAGCAAAAGUAGGAGUUGCUCUGGGAGAUUUCCAGUGCUCUGUUUAUUCCUGUCUGACUGAGAGGACUGAUGCAGUUCUUAAUAUCAGUACCUCUGCUCAGUUGACUAUUUCAAUGCCCCCGGGUUUCCAGCCUCCAGAGACACCAGAUCCUUCCUCAGCAGUUACUUAAUUCAAUGGUGACUACUUGGCCGUGGCAGCAUCACUUAAUGGAGGCAAUGUGCUAGCAAUGUUUGUGGACACGGUGGCACGGUGGACAGAAGAGCUAGGACUUCAGGUUCAGCGGUCUGCCAUCUAUACAAAGAUAAUCAAAGCAGCCUUGGCCCAAAACGACAGCAAGCUCUCAGUCCACCCAACCAUAUUUGGAGAGAGACACGUUCCCGAGCAGUUCGCGUCAGUGACCAAUAUUGCUGCCUCUGACCUCUCCCUGGGUCACGUAACCAGAGCUCUGUGCCGCGGCAUCGUUGAAAACCUCUGUUCCAUGUUACCUGUGCACCGCCUGAGGGAGACGGGAGUGAGGAGGAUUCUGGGGAGCGGGAGUGCCCUUGCCAGGAACGAGGUGCUAAGGCAGGAAGUGGAAAGGAUUUUUCCAUUCCCUGUGGUUUAUGGGAAGGAUGUUGAUGCUGCUGUGGGGGCUGCCAUGGUGAUGUUCCACAGAAAAUAAAGUCAUUGUUUGGA